AAGCGGAUGUGAGCUCGCGAGGCUUUUGGGCGUACCGAGAAGCGCUGGGUUCGGGGGCACCGGGGCUUCUCGUGUGCGGGCUGGUGGACGACCGCCGUCAUGUCGGCUAGCGCCGUCUAUGUAUUGGAUCUCAAGGGCAAGGUUCUUAUCUGUAGAAAUUACCGUGGAGAUGUGGAUAUGUCAGAGGUAGAGCAUUUUAUGCCUAUUCUUAUGGAGAAGGAAGAAGAAGGGACUCUCUCACCUAUUCUGGCUCACGGAGGUGUUCGCUUCAUGUGGAUUAAACACAACAAUUUAUACUUGGUUGCCACUUCAAAGAAGAAUGCCUGUGUAUCUCUUGUGUUCUCAUUUCUAUACAAGGUAGUUCAGGUCUUUUCUGAAUAUUUCAAGGAACUGGAAGAAGAGAGCAUUCGGGAUAAUUUUGUGAUCAUUUAUGAACUGCUAGAUGAGUUGAUGGACUUUGGAUAUCCCCAAACCACAGACAGUAAAAUUUUACAAGAAUACAUAACACAAGAAGGCCACAAGCUGGAAACUGGAGCCCCACGCCCUCCUGCCACUGUUACAAAUGCCGUGUCUUGGCGUUCUGAAGGGAUCAAGUACCGAAAGAAUGAAGUCUUCCUGGAUGUCAUAGAAUCUGUUAAUCUUUUGUGGAUCCAUCAAAAUGAGGGUUUUCUUGUCUGGAAUGCCAGAGCUUCGCCUUGGCUUGAAUGACAAAGUCCUUUUUGAUAAUACUGGCCGCGGCAAGAGCAAAUCUGUGGAACUGGAAGAUGUGAAAUUCCACCAGUGUGUUCGUCUCUCUCGUUUUGAAAAUGAUAGGACUAUUUCAUUUAUCCCACCCGAUGGGGAAUUUGAGCUCAUGUCCUAUCGCCUUAAUACCCAUGUAAAGCCUCUAAUUUGGAUUGAGUCAGUUAUAGAGAAGCAUUCCCAUAGUCGCAUAGAGUACAUGAUCAAGGCCAAGAGUCAGUUCAAGCGCAGAUCUACAGCCAAUAACGUGGAGAUUCACAUUCCUGUUCCCAAUGAUGCCGAUUCACCAAAGUUCAAAACCACAGUUGGGAAUGUCAAGUGGGUUCCUGAGAACAGUGCCAUUGUGUGGUCCAUCAAGUCUUUUCCAGGAGGGAAGGAGUACUUGAUGAGGGCCCAUUUUGGGCUCCCGAGUGUGGAAGCUGAGGACAAAGAAGGGAAACCUCCCAUCAGUGUGAAGUUUGAAAUCCCAUAUUUCACCACAUCUGGAAUUCAGGUUCGUUAUUUAAAAAUAAUUGAGAAGAGUGGCUACCAGGCAUUGCCUUGGGUCCGCUACAUUACCCAGAACGGAGAUUAUCAACUUCGAACACAAUAACGUCAGCUCAUUUACUGCGGCCAAGAAAGUAAAUCAAUAUCCCUGGUCAGAAAUGUUUGGUGCUUGAAGGCGUGGGCCAAGGUUGUCUUGCUAGCUGGAAGUGGAAUCAGGCUGUGUCCCAUAUCCAGCUGUACUUGGACCAGUGUUUUAGUGCAGACGUCAUGAAUGUUUUUUCUUCUUGUUCGCCCCAUUCAGUGUUGUUUUUGUUAGGAGUAGCUGUUGCCUUGAAACAAGGCCAAGAGCCAAUCUUGGGAAAACUUGGCUGGUCUUAUUUCUUUGCUUCAGAAUUUGGGGGCUUUUCUUCCUCCUUUCUGAAGUUCUGUGAGUAUUAGCUGAGCUCCUCAUGCCAACCAUUUGCCUGCUGAUGCGUCUAAAUGCUAGUUAAACUCUGGUGACAUCUUGAAAUCAAUUUUGUUUGCAUUGCUGGGUUGUUUUGGGAAAUUAAUUAUCUACAACGGAUUCCCCAAAUGCAGAGUUUACAAAAUGCAAAAUCAUUUGAUCGAUGGUGCUCGGUUCAAGAAAGAGAACAUGCAGUUGGUGUCACGAGAUGUUCUUAUGUGAUGGCGCGGCCCUCAAAAUGCAUGCCUGACCCCAUCCACUUCUGAAUCACCUAGCCGAGAAGAACAUCCUAUCCAUAUAUCUUUUGCAAGCGGCAACUGAGAUGAACAACAUGCAACUGAAGCCUCUUUGUGGAAUUUGUAAGAUGAUCUGCUUCUCCCUAAACAAAAACCACCUGUAUAUAGAAAACUUACCUUGCUACUGAGAAAGGUCCUAGGGUUGUUGUUGU
This is a messenger RNA of Protobothrops mucrosquamatus (brown spotted pit viper), 2120 nucleotides long. It is a transcript of the gene AP1M1, whose product is annotated as adaptor related protein complex 1 subunit mu 1. Gene Ontology annotation, molecular function: clathrin-cargo adaptor activity. NCBI's taxonomy places the organism in Eukaryota, Metazoa, Chordata, Lepidosauria, Squamata, Viperidae. Gene Ontology annotation, cellular component: clathrin adaptor complex; clathrin-coated vesicle. The record is from RefSeq and is a predicted model, not a curated record. Gene Ontology annotation, biological process: intracellular protein transport; vesicle-mediated transport.